Molecule: messenger RNA, 2058 nt
Organism: Rotaria sordida
Lineage: Eukaryota; Metazoa; Rotifera; Eurotatoria; Philodinida; Philodinidae
Source: the annotation of a GenBank genome assembly
AUGGAUAAUGAUGACGAACAUGUUGCAGGCGAUAUUUUCCUGCAUUCAAUGACAACAGAUGUAACACGACGUAGAACAUUUUUUGAACAUUUUCAACGCUUUGUACCACAACAAACUAUUAUUUACAUACAAUAUUGUUUAUUACGUAUUCCAUUUAUACUUAUUUAUGAUUAUUUAUUUACAGAAAAAUUUUCAUCUGUAAUUGAAUAUAUAUUAAAAUAUUCAAUUCAAUCUAUUGAUUAUCAUAAUCAUUUAAUUCUUAAGCCAAUAAGUUAUUUAUUACAUAGUUCUUUAUUUCAUAUAUUAUUACAAAUUUAUUUACUUCUUUUAAUACCUAUUCUAGGUCUUAUUCUAUUGAUACUAUUAUUACUAUGUUCCGAUAGACGUCUUGUGAUAUUUUAUAGUUAUACUAUAUCAUUACUUGUAAUUUAUUUUGAUUAUCAAAUGAGUUAUAAAACAGAUAUUCAAAGUUCAUCAUCAAUAAAUACAUAUAUUCUACAAUUUUUAUUAUCAUCUAUUUAUAUUCAAAUGCUCAAUAUUCGUCCACGUGUACGUUCAUUUAAAAUUCAAACAUAUGUAUGUCAUUUAGCACCAUUUGUAUUGAUAGUAACACGUUAUUUAAUAUCAACAGAUUAUAAUAAAUUUAUAUUAAAAUUUUAUUAUAUAAUAUGGACAUUUAUACAUCUUUCUGAAUUAUUUAUUUGUCAUCAAGAAACAAUAAUAAAUAUAAUAUAUAAUCGUUUUCUACAUGAUCUUUAUAAUUUAUAUGGAAAUUUUGGUUUACAAACAUUAAUUAAUUAUUUACAAACACGUAUACAUAUAAAUACAUUAUUAAAAAUUUUUUGGUUAACAAAAAUUAUUGUUUUACCAUUAGGUAUAAGAACAAUAUAUACAAAUCCAUAUAUAUCAAAUAUAAAUAUAACAAAUUUAAAUGAUAAUAUUACAUUAGAUGAUAAACAAAUAAAUUAUAAUGUAACUUUAGUAAAAACAAUUUAUUUUACAAGUUUAUUUUAUGGAACAGAAACUAUUUUUACUUUGAUUAGCCUAGCUUGUCUGAUAUCACAUUUAAUGAAAAGUAUUUCACAUCGUUUAUUUCGUCUUCUUCAUCUUUGGACAGAAGACGUUGAACAAAUUGGUACAGUAGUUGGUGUUAUGUUUUUUUUAUUAUUAUUUCAAUCAAAUAUAACAAGACUUGAUCUUAAUCGAAGACAUGUACCUUUAUUAAAAGCAUUCAGUUUAUUAAUUGUUGCUCUAUUUCAUUUUCUUCAUACAAUACUUGAACCACAAUUACUUAAAGUAGCAAUGCAAACAAUGACAACAAGAAUGGUAUUUGAUCAAACAGAUGAUAAUCAACAAGAAAAUAAAGAAGAAAAUAGAAACAAUUCAUCAUUAUAUUCGUCUUCUAUUCUUCAUUCAUAUCAUCAUCGACAUGUUUAUACAUGUAUAUCAAUAUUAUUCUUAGUUAUUUUUUAUAUAAUUUUACUAUGGCGUUUAACAACAUUUUCAACAUGGCUUUUAGCUGUAACAGCAUUUUCAUUAGAAUUAAUUGUACGUCUUUUAGCAUCACUUGCUCAAUAUACACUUUAUGUUCUUGAUGCCCAUAAUCGUUUAUCAAAUGUUGAAUCAUUUGAUGAAUAUAUUUUUUGGAUAAAAGCUAUAACAUCAUGUUUUGAAUUUAUUCUUGGUGUUUUUCUUUUAUUUAAUGGUUUUUAUAUUUUAUGUUAUGAAUCACGUGGUGCAUUACGUGCACUUAUGCUUGCUAUACAUGCAUAUUUAAAUAUAAUUAAAAAUUUACGUCGUGGUUGGCAAAUAUUUCGUAAUAGAAAAUCAGCAUGGGAAAAUGUUAAUCAAUUACCAUUAGCAACAAUUAAACAAAUUGAAGAAUAUAAUGAUAUAUGUUCAAUAUGUCAUAAUACAUUAACAUCUGGUAUUGCAUGUAUAACACCAUGUUUUCAUAUAUUUCAUCAAAAAUGUUUACAAAAAGCAUUUUAUGCCACACAAAAUUGUGCAUUGUGUUCACGUCCUAUUAUUCUAGAACGUAAUCAACAUAGAGAAUAA